AUCGGCAUAAAAAGUAUAUAAAGCAAACGAACUUCUCGAUUACGCUACUAUAAUAUAACCCAGUAACCAAACUCUUAUGAGCAACAUCCUUUCUUGAUUCUUGAGCUGUUCCCCAUCUACUAGCGCAAUUUCAGCCAGGAACUUUAACACGAUACCCAGCUAUUAAUGCUAAUGAAAGCAAUCGAAUAUGGGAAACACCAAGAAAUGGAAGGAUGAAGACAUCAUCUUUAUAUUGACGGCAAAUCUAGACGGACUUGUUUUAGAGCACAUCGCAGAGGAGUUAUCUCGCGUGACCAAGCAAGAGGUCCCCGUAACCGCAGUUCGAUAUGUGGUGCAAACAUACGGCUACAGUGCAGAAUACGGUGCACCCUGCCUAACGCAGAUUCAAGGCCCAGAGCAGCGCCGCAAUGGAAUCAACCCUGCCGUCUACAACUUUAGCCAAUUGCCGACUGAAGAGAAUCCUAACCCAAAGGUUGUCCUGCGUAUCCCAAGACGAUCGACGCCCAAAGGUUGGAAGUUUACGAGCACACAUCUGAGCACCUUGAAGAAAGACUCACAGGCGCAGCAUGACGAGAAAGAGAAGAUGCUAAAAUCCCAUCGCGAAUGGGCACAUCUAGUCCGAAAACAACGAAAACGACCACGAACGGCGCUGCCUGAAUCCCCGCCGAUGAAGAAAUCGCGACGUGUGUCAAUGCCAUCGCUUGCAGACAUAACUGAAAAAAGGACCCUCCAGAAAGCUGAAACAUCGUCUAAGCAAGCCUUUAUAGCUAUUCCUGACGACCCAGGCGAGGGUCCUUCGAGCGAUUGGAUUGACCGUCCAGAGCCUCCGGUCAAGAUUGAGAGGUCUCCGAGCCUAAUCCGUACACCUAUUCCACGCCGACAAACAAGCAUUAUGGAUGCAUUUACUAAAGCAGCUUCAAGAGAGGAAGCUCAGAAAGCUAAAAUGGCGACAGUGUACAACCAAAAGAGAGCUUCAUUUCCUUCGGCUGAGGCUCUACGCGCAAGUAUCCGCCCUGCGUGCAAGCAAGCGGCACAAACAGUCAUCAUGAACGACGCUCAGCGGGCUAUGCAAACGACAUCAAAUCACGAUGUAUUUGGAAUUGAUGCAAUGUUACAGACUAGUCCACUUUUGACAAGACAACCUCAGCUAUGGUCGGAGAUGCAGCAACUCAAAACGGCGCCAUUCAACGGUCUACAAUAUGCCAUGCCAAACGCUCACUUGCCAACUGGGAAUAUGGGCCAACAGUUCGUCCCAGCAACUCAGAAUCCCUACCAGUUCCCAUUUACGCCAAUGACGCCUUCGAUGCAGGGUAUGUUUAAUACGAUGGACCUGCGCUCCAUGUUGAAUGAACCAAGCAGCUUGCAGGUACCUGACACGCCCAUCUCCGAAGUGCGAACCUCAACCACAGCAACAAAUGCGGAGAGCGUGGCAGCUAGUGCUUCCAUGGGAGAAGAUGCUUAG
This is a messenger RNA of [Torrubiella] hemipterigena, 1462 nucleotides long. Lineage: Eukaryota; Fungi; Ascomycota; Sordariomycetes; Hypocreales; Clavicipitaceae. The record is from the annotation of a GenBank genome assembly.